Molecule: messenger RNA, 3378 nt
Organism: Cuculus canorus (common cuckoo)
Lineage: Eukaryota; Metazoa; Chordata; Aves; Cuculiformes; Cuculidae
Gene: LHX4
Product: LIM homeobox 4
Biological process (GO): neuron differentiation; regulation of transcription by RNA polymerase II
Cellular component (GO): nucleus
Molecular function (GO): RNA polymerase II transcription regulatory region sequence-specific DNA binding; DNA-binding transcription factor activity, RNA polymerase II-specific
Source: RefSeq, a predicted model, not a curated record
GCGGGCGGGCAGAGCUGCGGCGGCGCGGGCGGCACCGGCACCGCCCGCGGGACACGGCACCCGCACCGCCCGCGGGACACGGCACCGGCAGCGCGGGACACGGCGCCCUCCCGCCUCGGGGCCCCCCCGGGCCAAUAAAAUGAUGCAAAGCUCCGCGCUCGCUGCCGAAGGGGCUGUCAAGGGGCUUCCCGAGAUCCUCGGUGUGCCGGUGCAACAGAUCCCCCAGUGCGCCGGCUGCAACCAGCACAUCCUGGACAAGUUCAUCCUCAAGGUCCUGGACCGGCACUGGCACAGCUCCUGCCUCAAGUGUGCCGACUGCCAGAUGCAGCUGGCCGACCGCUGCUUCUCCCGGGCCGGCAGCGUCUACUGCAAGGAGGACUUCUUCAAGCGUUUCGGGACCAAAUGCACGGCGUGCCAGCAGGGCAUCCCCCCCACCCAGGUGGUCCGCAAAGCCCAGGACUUCGUCUACCACCUCCACUGCUUCGCCUGCAUCAUCUGCAGCCGGCAGCUGGCCACGGGCGAUGAGUUCUACCUGAUGGAGGACGGGCGCUUGGUCUGCAAGGAGGACUACGAGACGGCCAAGCAGAACGGUAGGCAACCCAGCAGGGCUGUGGGGCAGGACGGCACGCCGAGGGGUGCCCGUUGGUCACCAGGAGGACCCGCUGAGGGCUCUGGGGUGGCUGGUUUUGGGGUUUUUCCCCAGCAGGCAGUGGUUUGGGGUUGCUCACGCUGCUGCUCUGGGCUGGUACUGGCUCCUUCGCUUGCAGACGACUCCGAGGCGGGUGCUAAGCGGCCCAGGACCACCAUCACGGCCAAGCAGCUGGAGACGCUGAAGAAUGCCUACAAAAACUCCCCCAAGCCCGCCCGGCACGUGCGGGAGCAGCUCUCCUCCGAGACGGGGCUCGACAUGAGGGUGGUGCAGGUGUGGUUCCAGAACCGCAGAGCCAAGGAGAAGAGGCUGAAGAAGGAUGCGGGGCGGCAUCGCUGGGGCCAGUUUUACAAGAGCGUCAAGCGGAGCCGCGGGAGCAGCAAGCUGGAGAAGGAGAGCUCGGCCGAGGACUGCGGCGUCAGCGACAGCGAGCUCAGCUUCCGCGAAGACCAGAUCCUCUCCGAGCUCGGCCACACCAACAGGGUUUACGGCACCGUGGGGGACGUGGCGGGCGGACAAUUGCUGAACGGCAGCUUCCCCAUGGAGGGGACGGGACAUUCGUACCAGGACUUGCGGGACGGCAGUCCCUACGGCCUCCCCCAGUCGCCGUCCUCCAUCUCCUCGCUGCCGUCCCACCCGCCCUUGCUCAACGGGCUGGACUACGCCAUGGAUGGCAACCUGGGGCUGGUGGCCCACGGGGCGCAGGGGGUGAGCCAGACGCUGCGGGCCAUGGCCGGGGGGGGCCCCAACUCCGACAUCUCCACGGGGAGCAGCGUUGGGUACCCAGACUUUCCCACCAGCCCGGCCUCUUGGCUGGACGACAUGGAUCACCCCCCUUUCUAAGCGCCGCUCGCCCCCCCCGCCCUGGCCCCCCUCGCUCCCCACCCAGCCCACAAGCGCAGCGCCGAGGGCACGCGCCGGAGCUUGACCUUUCCAGGAUUUCCCAUGGGAAUCAGCCCUGGAGGGCUGGAAAGGAGGGAGGACGACCGGGGAGGCUGUGCCGAGGCGGGGGGCACGGAUGCCUUUGGGUGUAAGCACAAGAGAGGUGUCGGCACAUGGGACGCCCGGCGAGGAGCCCGGCGCAGGGCUGGGGCGCGGUGGGAUGUGCGACGGCACGAGCCGGCAGGAGGAAGGACAAUCAGGGAUGGCAGAGUCCAUCCUGGCACCCGUGCCAGCCCCGCACCUGCUCCUGUUGGGCACCGCUGCUAUUUUCAAGAGUUAUUUUUCGAUAUGGAGUUGAAACGCGACUCGGCGCUGCCCGGAGCCUCCGCAGAAAGAAAAGUCUAUAUUGUAACAGGGUUUAUUUUAGCGAGGCCGGGGCCGUGUCCAGGCAGAGCUGCUGCCCGGGGGUGAUGCUUCUCACUCCUGGAGCCGUGGAAGUGGGGCUGGGAUUCAUCUCCGGGCGUGCAGGAGCGCUUACGGUGCAUCGCUGCGGUUUUACCUUGGUUGUGCACUGGGGAGGAAUUAAAAUAGAGGAAUUGCUGCAAGUGCUGGGGGAAGGCGGGUGGGAGAGGUGGGGGGUGUGUGCUCUGAGGGUAUUGCAAAAGAAUUCCCCCAGAAAGGAGUAAGAAGAGGUUUCAUGGUGGGAACUGGAGGGGACGGGGGUGGGUGAGCCCUGGCAGCAGUUGUCCACCUCCUCCGGCACCGCGGGGCCGGCGGGACUGAGGGUGGGUACAGGCAGCUGGGGAGGACACGGCGGGGUUUGGCACAGCCUGUGCCCACCCUACAUCACCCCCUUUCUCAAAACCCACAUCCCUGGGCUCGUGCCGGUCCCUGCCCACCUCCCCGGCACAGCCUGCACUCCCUACCCUCGCCAGGCUGGAGGCAUUCAGCCUGAUGGAUAAAAUCCAUCCCCACGCUUGCUGCCCGGGGUGCCCAGCUCUGGCCUCAGGGUCCCCGCCAUCCCCUCUGAUUCUGGGGUGAUGCUGAUGUUCCCAGGCUGCCCUUAAGCAGAUCCAGUCAACCGGCUGCUGCCAGAGGCUGGGAGGGUAGGAGGCUGUGAAAGUCAAGAGGAAAAAAGAAUAAAAAUUGAAAAAAAAGAAGGCCACAGAAGAAAGCACAUGGCCGGGAUGCCCCUGCCCCUCCUUGCCCCCUGGCUGGGUCGCCCCCGCUGCACCCACGUGCCUCCCUCCUGCCUCGGGUGCUGCUUCGUGCCAAGCCCUCAGCCUCCCCAGGCACCGCGGCGGCUGGCAGGGAGAGGGAUGGGGGCUCGCUGCUCUCCAUCCCCCUUGGACAGGCCAAACACCGCCCUGCUCCCUUCGCUGUGUAAAUUUUGUACAGUUCCAGAAAGUGAGAGUCUUGUUUCCUGGGGUAAAACGAAGGAAAAAAAAAAAAAAAACCCAAUGAAAAUAAUAAUAAUAAAAAAAUAUCAAAGAAUAAAACCUUAUUUAUUGCCAUGUCUUUGGGGAGAAAGGACAGUCCCCCCUCCAGUCUUCUCAAACUUGGGCCUGGGGCGUUGCUUUUGUACCCUGCCUCCUGUGCGUUGGCAUGAGAUGUGUACGGUCACCCCCUCGCCUCGAGGGAAAGCGAUGUCAAAUAAACUCGGGAUGCUCUUUAGCGGCUGCCGUCUUUGGGGUUUUCUUCCUCCGUGGGCUGCCAGUGCUCACCAGCGGCAUCGCUUGCUCCGGCACCGUCAGCUCUCGGGGGGGUCAGGAUCCCCCCGGUCUUGUCCGGAUGGAGCCGCCUGCAUCCUUGGAUGGGUGGUCAUCGUGCCCUGACUUUUAAUCAAG